AGCCCCCUCAUGGAACCACUCUUGGAUAUUUUGUAAAACCCAUUCCUUAAAAAUGAUGAUGUAGCUCAUGCUAGAUCUAGGUUAAGUUAAUUUGGAAAUUCAAACCCCAAGUCCAUCCACUAAUCCACAAAAACCCUAAACCUUGGGAAUCCGAGAGAACACUACAAUAAGUCCUCCCACUUCUGGAAAUCGAAAGUAGAGCUGUAACCUUGCAGAACGAGCAAAUACUGAAUACCAGGAAUAGUAUUUUUAUUGCAGGGGUAGGGUUCGAGGGUUUUACUUAUGCUUCAGACAUGCCCGUCAAUUGACAACAGGGCUGCAAUACGAGGCUAUUAAUUAAAAAGUAAGUAAAAUCCUCUGUAAGAAGUUUUAUCUCUCAAAGAAAAAGACGGAGUGCUGUGGAUAGAUUGUAAAGAUGCUGGUCCUGUUUGAAACCCCUGCGGGGUUUGCUCUAUUUAAAGUACUUGAUGAAGGGAAGCUUAGUCAAGUAGAGGACUUAUGGAAGGAAUUUCAGACAACAGAGUCUGCUCGGAAGGUUGUCAAGCUGAAGGCUUUUAGCAAAUUUGAGAAUACAGCAGAAGCUUUAACUGCCGCUACCUUGCUAGUUGAUAGUAAACCCAGCAAGGGACUUCGCUCAUUUCUUCGUCAUGAGUGUGAGGGGGAAAUAUUAGCAGUAGCAGAUUCAAAGCUUGGAAAUGCGAUAAAGGAGAAAUUGAAAAUUGAAUGUGUACACAAUAACGGUAUUAUGGAGCUAAUGCGUGGUCUGCGAUCCCAAUUGAGUGAACUUAUAACUGGUCUUGGUGUCCAAGAUUUGGCACCCAUGAGCUUGGGUCUGUCUCACAGCCUGUCCAGAUUUAAGCUAAAAUUCAGCCCUGAUAAGGUGGACACAAUGAUUAUUCAGGCAAUAGGUCUACUGGAUGAUCUUGACAAAGAAUUGAACACAUAUGCAAUGAGGGUACGGGAGUGGUAUGGAUGGCAUUUUCCAGAACUAUCAAAAAUUGUCCAGGAUAAUAUACACUAUGCAAAAGCAGUAAAGCUUAUGGGUAGUCGCACAAAUGCUGCUGAUCUUGAUUUUUCUGAGAUACUACCAGAGGAAGUUGAAUCAGAGUUGAAAGAGGCAGCAGUGAUCUCCAUGGGAACAGAAGUUAGCGAGCAUGACAUGAUUAACAUUAAAGCACUUUGUGACCAAGUGAUUUCUCUCUCUGAGUAUAGAGGGCAACUUUUUGAUUAUUUACGAAGUCGGAUGAAUGCCAUUGCCCCUAAUUUGACAGUUCUUGUAGGGGAACUUGUUGGUGCCCGUCUUAUUUCUCAUGCAGGGAGCUUGUUGAAUCUUGCAAAGCAACCUGGAAGCACAGUUCAAAUUCUUGGGGCUGAGAAGGCUUUAUUCAGAGCUUUGAAAACCAAGAAUCAGACACCAAAAUAUGGACUUAUAUUCCAUGCAUCACUAAUAGGACAAGCAGCACCAAAAUUGAAAGGAAAAAUUUCGAGAUCUCUAGCAGCAAAAGCUGCUCUUGCAAUUCGUAUUGAUGCUCUCGGAGAAAGUCAGGAUGCAUCUCAAGGUUUUGAAAGCCGUGCAAAACUUGAGGCUAGAUUAAGACAACUUGAAGGAAGGGCUCUGGGACGACUUGCUGGAUCUACAAAGGGCAAGCCAAAGAUAGAGCCUUAUGAUAAAGAGCGAAAGAGGGACACACAUGGCCUUUUAACAGCUGCAAAGACAUACAAUCCAGCUGCAGAUUCAACUAUUGGGCAGGAACAAGCAUCAGAUAAGAAGAUAAAAUAUGAAAAGGCUGUGGAAACAGAUCAAAGCCUUAGACAACAUGAUCAGGCUGAUAAAAAAAGAAAACAUGAGGAGUUGCAUGUUGAAGAAGUGGCUGUUGAGCCUGAAAAGAAAAAGAAGAAGGGAGGGAGCAAAAAGAAUGAGAUCCCAGAGGAAGCAAUUCCAUACCAAGAAGAGGAACCUGAGAAGAAGAAGAAGAAGAAGAAAAGAGAAGAAGCAAUAUCACACCAAGAAGAUGACAUAGCGGUAGAGCCUGAAAAAAAGAAAAAGAAGAAGAAAACAGAAGAUGGAAAGGAAAAUGAUGGUGAGGAGCAUGCAGUAGAAUCUGAGAAGAAGAAAAAGAAGAAGAAAAAAGAUGAUGUAAAUGAAGAUGAAGAAACAAAAGUAUUGACUGAUGAAAUACCAAAGAAGAAGAAGAAAAAGGACAAAAGCAAAACCUCUACUGAAUGAAUUUUGAAGAGAGAUAAAUUUUGAAGCUUUGGCAUAGCAUAUUUGUAUUUGAUUUUGUGUGUUAAUUGAGAAAUUGAGGAAUUAAGUUAUACUUUUGACAUUGCAUUAUGGAGACUACUCUAACGGCAAGUUCCUUUUCUCUUGUCA
This is a messenger RNA of Cryptomeria japonica (Japanese cedar), 2374 nucleotides long. RefSeq names its product probable nucleolar protein 5-2. The record is from RefSeq and is a predicted model, not a curated record. Gene Ontology annotation, cellular component: box C/D methylation guide snoRNP complex; small-subunit processome. Lineage: Eukaryota; Viridiplantae; Streptophyta; Pinopsida; Cupressales; Cupressaceae. Bases 416 to 2227 code for a protein of 603 amino acids. The transcript is spliced from 11 exons. Gene Ontology annotation, molecular function: snoRNA binding.